AUGUCCGCGCAAGGGUUGCUGAGCAGCGUUUUCUCAUGCUCCUCGCCAACAUCCGAAACAAUGUCCAAACGGAGACUGAGACAGACUAGAAGUUUGGAUUCAACUUUGAUAAGACACUAUGGGAUCGAAACGGAUGGGACAUCGGGUCAAACAGAUCAAAAGAGCCCCCAUACUUCAACCGGAAGCUCAAGCACUUUAUUUUCACCUAGAAAGUGGCUUCAAAAGAAGCCAUCUCCACCAUCCAUCCCUCAAUCAUACGCUGUAUGGAAAUCCGAGGGUGCCUUCACGUGGAACAGCAUGUCGGGGCGGAGCGUUCGUCUGAAGCCCGUGCCCCUCCAGAGCCUCUCAGAGCUGGAGAGAGUCCGCCUGCAAGAAGUGGCUUUCAGCAGGCUGCUCCAGGACUACAACCUGGGCUGCCAGAUCACCAUCCCCAAAGAUGGUCAAAAGCGUAAGAAGUCCCUCAGGAGGAAGUUGGAUUCACUGGCCAAAGAGAUGAGUAAAGACAAAGAGUCAACACCCCAGGCCUUCGGCAUACUGCUGUCGCAGGUGAUCUCUAACGAUCGCGCCCACAAGCAGCGUCAGGAGCCCCAGCGCGAGGAGCACCGUGACCCCAGUGACCUGGUGUCCUCCCUGCUACACCUCACCUCACGGAAGAGCACCAAAGACAAGGAGCUGUCCAGCAGCAACUCGUCUCUCAGCUCCACCUCUGAGACGGCCACUGAGUCACCCUCACCCAGCACACCCGAAGCAGCACCACACACCCGCAGGAGGGGAGGAGUGUCUGUGGAUUGCAUCACUGACCUUGAUGACAAUCAGUCUCGCCUGCUGGAAGCCCUGCAGCUGUCCCUACCAGCCGAGACACCCAGCAACAGGAAGAAGCAGAGGGACAAGAAGCUUAGCCUCAACCCCAUCUAUAGACAGGUUCCCAGGGUGGUGGAGAUGUGCUGCCUGCAUCUGGAGAAAUAUGGUCUACAGACAGUUGGCAUCUUCCGUGUAGGGAGCUCAAAGAAGAGAGUGCGGCAGCUCAGAGAGCAGUGUGACCUGGGAGUGGAGGUCCAGCUGGACGAGGCUAACAGUGUCCAUGAUGUGGCUGCGCUGCUUAAGGAGUUCCUGAGGGAUAUGCCUGAACCCCUGCUGACCAGAGAGCUCUACACCGCAUUCCUCAACACCAUGUUACUGGAUCAUCCAGACCAGGAGAGCACCAUCCAGCUACUGGUGUAUCUGCUGCCACCAUGCAACAGUGACACCCUGCAACGCCUCCUGGAGUUCCUGGCCACGGUGACCGCCCACGCAGAGGACAGUCAGGACAGGGAUGGACAUGAGAUCACAGGGAACAAGAUGACAUCACUCAACUUGGCCACCGUCUUUGGGCCCAACCUUCUACACAAACAGAAGAGCUCGGACAAGGAGUUUACUGUUCAGAGUUUUGCCCGCGCCGAGGAGAGUACAGCCAUCAUUGGCGUGGUACACAGCAUGAUCACCACGUAUGAGACCCUCUUCAUGGUGCCGCCUGACCUGCAGAAUGAGGUUCUGAUGAGUCUACUAGAGACGGAUCCUGACGUGGUGGAUUACCUCCUGAGGAGGAAGGAUUCUCAGCACUCUGGUCCAGGCCCGCUGAGGACUGAGGAUCCCUUCUCUUUGAGGGAGAGGCGCUGCUCCAGUGACUCCAACAAGGCCUCCAGUGGGGAGUUGUCCCCCUAUGACAACAACUCACCAGUGCUGUCGGAGGGGCUGCUCUCCCAGCCCCAGGAGGACAGAAACCUCCUCUCUGAUAGGCUCUUCAGGGUUCCAGAGCAGUACACACUGGUUGGCCACGUCAAAGGUCGUCCUAGCAUCACCUGUCACUCACCAUCCACAGGCAAAGACACACCCGAUGAACAUGUCUGGGGUGCCUGGCAUGCCUCUCUAAGGAAAGGGUUUAUGGAUCAUCACAUCACUGGUUCCCAUGGCGACGUUUCAGAACACGGCUCCUGCGGCUCAUCAGAGGGACUCGACCGUCACCAAGGUAACAACAGCAAACUGCCUGUCAGACGAACUUAUACCUCGUUAGGUGUGCCUGAGUGCAGACCACACCCCCCGGUGACUCGCUGCAGUAGUAGCCCUCUGACGGAGAGAGGGCAAAGACAGCAGGGUACAGACUCAUUAUUACAUCACCGACCACAGGGAAAACCAGGGGCCGGCAGCUCAGAGGACUUCGCACUAAGGGGCGGAGUGUCACAGCCUGCCAGUCCCUCCCUCAGAGGCAGGCCUGGCGGCAGGGUGGAUGGAAGGCCUCCCCCUCCCUACCCUGGACCUCUCAGAGGAACACACAGAGAAUGUUCUCACUCCACACCUUCCCUCUCCCUCUCCACGCACCAGUGUGUGACCCCACAGAGCCCCCAACGGCCCCCCCAGGGCAGCUGCAGCCCCAGGAACUGGACUGUGACCCCUAAGAACCCCUCCUCUAGUCCUCUGGAAGGAAAGGUGCCAGUCAGCCCGGAGUGGCAGAGAGAGAGUUGGCAGAUAUGGAAGCUCUUAUCAACAGACAACACAGACACACUACCAGAGACACUGGUGUGAUGGGUUGAGUGCACCCACUAACUUUAACCACUGUGUUACCAUGGGGAGAGGAGGGAUGGGGGGUUCCUGUAUGGUUAUGUUGAUCUGUUACUUACUGAGAUGUGCCAAUUGUCUGUGAGUAACGGUGUGUUUGCUUGUUAAUGUUGUUGUUUCACCCUCCUCAUGUGUUACCUACAAUUUUUUUCAGAAGUUUGACUCCAACAUUUUGUCACUAAGACAUACCUUAAAAGAGACACAAAUUAACACCACUGAGAUGUGACAAUCUGAGUAUUUUUGGGGGCCGUUAGUAACAAAACACUUUAUUUUCAUACCAUGUCAUUUAUAUGUUUUAUAAUGUUAUUUUUUAUUCAACUCAGAAUAAUGGUGUAUGAAUGAAUCUGAAUGGAUCAGUACUAAUGGCUUACGUACAAUGUUCAUUUUUAUAUUCUAAUAUCAUCCUAUGAGAUAAAAUGCUGAUAUUAUAACCAAAAUCAAAUACAAUUAUCGUAUUGAAACAUGA
Messenger RNA from Salvelinus namaycush (lake trout), 3058 nucleotides. RefSeq names its product rho GTPase-activating protein 6-like. Gene Ontology annotation, biological process: signal transduction. The record is from RefSeq and is a predicted model, not a curated record. The transcript has 14 exons. The coding region runs from base 1 to 2559 and encodes 852 amino acids. Lineage: Eukaryota; Metazoa; Chordata; Actinopteri; Salmoniformes; Salmonidae.